AGCUGGUUGUUGUUGCUCGUCUGGCCACUCGGAGGGAGCGAUGAUGAUUGACAAUAAUGGCGGCGGGUUUAUUCUGACUUGACUCCAGCAGGGGGGGUAGGGAGAGGAGAACAGAAGGCGGAGAACCAUCUCCGGGCCGACAAAGCCCACACCUUGAGGUGAAUCUUAUGCAUCCGCACGGUGCACUUGGGGCCCCCCAAAAGGAGCGAAAAUAAGACUUGGCUUGAGGGCUCGACGAAUGCAGCGCUUCUUUGCCAAAGAAGAGUCCAUCUUCUUCAGAAGGUAGCGGGGCUAGCUUUGCGGGGCUGUGCGGCUUCUGUUACGGACUUGCAUUCAAAAACUGCCCGCCGCCUUGUUGCCAGCUCGCACAGCUAGCUCGCUAACUCUCAAAAAGAUUGUUGGGGCCAAUUCCCCCCGCUCUUCGUUUCUUAAAUGACUACCGGUAGGAACAACCGAGCCAUGAUGGAAGGAGUCGGAGCGAGAGUGGUUCGGGGACCCGACUGGAAGUGGGGUAAGCAGGACGGCGGAGAGGGACAUGUCGGCACCGUCAGGAGUUUUGAAAGUCCCGAGGAGGUGGUGGUCGUCUGGGAUAACGGCACCGCUGCGAAUUACCGUUGCUCUGGAGCAUACGACGUGAGGAUAUUAGACAGUGCUCCCACGGGCAUCAAGCAUGACGGAACAAUGUGUGACACCUGCCGUCAGCAGCCCAUCAUUGGAAUUCGUUGGAAAUGUGCUGAGUGCACCAAUUAUGACCUCUGCACAACCUGUUACCAUGGCGACAAACAUCACCUGAGACACCGCUUCUACAGGAUCACCACCCCGGGCAGCGAAAGAGUUCUCCUAGAGUCGAGGCGCAAAUCAAAGAAAAUCACCGCCAGAGGCAUCUUCACCGGAGGCCGGGUAGUGCGAGGCGUGGACUGGCAGUGGGAAGAUCAGGAUGGAGGCAACGGAAGGCGAGGAAAGGUGACGGAGAUUCAAGACUGGAGCGCAGCCAGCCCUCAUAGUGCCGCCUACGUGCUUUGGGACAACGGGGCCAAGAACCUGUACCGUGUCGGUUUUGAGGGAAUGUCGGACCUGAAAUGUGUUCAGGACGCCAAAGGAGGGUCCUUUUACAGAGACCACUGUCCUGUGUUGGGUGAGCAGAAUGGCAACAGGAACCCCGGCGGUCUUCAGAUCGGGGACCUGGUCAACAUCGACUUGGACCUGGAGAUUGUCCAGUCGCUGCAGCACGGUCAUGGCGGCUGGACCGACGGCAUGUUCGAGACGCUCACCACCACCGGCACGGUGUGCGGCAUCGACGAAGAUCAUGAUAUUGUGGUGCAGUAUCCCAGCGGGAACAGGUGGACGUUCAAUCCCGCCGUACUAACAAAAGCCAACGUGGUGCGCAGCGGUGAAGUGGCCGCUGGAGCGGAGGGAGGCACCUCGCAAUUCCUUGUGGGGGACCUGGUUCAGAUUUGCUACGACAUCGACCGCAUCAAGCUGCUACAAAAAGGCCACGGGGAGUGGGCCGAGGCCAUGCUUCCUACCCUGGGGAAGGUGGGCCGCGUGCAGCAGAUCUACUCUGACAGUGACCUGAAGGUGGAGGUGUGCGGGACGUCGUGGACGUACAAUCCCGCCGCUGUCACCAAGAUUGCUCCCUCAGGCUCCGCCGUUAGCAACGCCUCCGGAGAGCGUCUCUCCCAGUUGCUGAAGAAACUGUUUGAGACACAGGAGUCGGGCGACAUCAACGAGGAACUGGUCAAGGCGGCAGCCAACGGAGAUCUGGCCAAGGUGGAAGACAUUUUGAAAAGACCCGAUGUUGACGUGAACGGGCAGUGCGCUGGACACACUGCGAUGCAAGCGGCCAGUCAGAACGGUCACGUGGACGUUCUCAAGCUCCUGCUCAAACACAGCGUUGAUCUCGAGGCAGAGGACAAAGAUGGGGAUCGGGCGGUGCACCAUGCGGCCUUCGGUGACGAGGGUUCAGUCAUCGAGGUACUGCAGCGGGGCGGCGCCGACUUGAACGCCAGAAACAAGCGCAGGCAGACGCCAUUGCACAUAGCUGUCAACAAGGGACACCUGCAGGUGGUCAAAACGUUGCUGGACUUUGGCUGCCACCCAAGCCUCCAGGAUUCUGAGGGCGACACACCCCUGCACGAUGCCAUCAGCAAGAAGCGAGACGACAUGCUGUCUGUGCUGCUGGAGGCCGGCGCCGACGUCACCAUCACCAACAACAACGGCUUCAACGCCUUGCACCACGCCGCUCUGCGAGGAAACCCCAGUGCGAUGCGCGUGUUGCUAUCCAAACUGCCCAGGCCGUGGAUCGUGGACGAGAAGAAGGACGACGGCUACACGGCGCUGCACCUGGCGGCCCUCAACAACCACGUGGAGGUGGCCGAGCUCUUAGUUCAUCAGGGCAACGCCAGCUUGGACAUCCAGAACGUCAACCAGCAAACAGCCUUACACCUGGCCGUUGAGCGACAGCACACCCAGAUUGUCAGGCUGCUGGUGCGAGCCGAGGCCAAGCUGGACGUGCAGGACAAGGACGGGGACACGCCGCUCCACGAAGCACUGCGACAUCACACGCUGUCCCAGUUGCGGCAACUCCAGGAUAUGCAGGACGUCAGCAAAGUGGAGCCCUGGGAGCCCUCCAAGAACACGUUAAUCAUGGGCUUAGGCACCCAAGGGGCGGAGAAGAAGAGCGCGGCGUCCAUCGCCUGCUUCCUGGCUGCCAACGGAGCCGACCUGACGGUGCGUAACAAGAAGGGCCAGUCGCCUCUGGACCUGUGUCCCGACCCCAGCCUCUGCAAGGCGCUGGCCAAAUGUCAUAAAGAGAAAAGCAGCGGCCAGGUGGGCACACGCAGCCCGUCUCUGAACAGCAACAUGGAGUCCUUGGACGAGUGCAUGGUGUGCUCGGACAUGAAGAGAGACACUCUUUUCGGGCCUUGCGGACACAUUGCCACGUGCUCCCUCUGCUCACCCCGUGUCAAGAAGUGUCUCAUCUGCAAAGAUCAGGUCCAGUCACGCUCUAAGAUUGAGGAGUGCGUGGUGUGCUCGGACAAAAAGGCGGCUGUCUUGUUCCAGCCCUGCGGCCACAUGUGCGCUUGUGAGAACUGUGCCAGCCUCAUGAAGAAGUGCGUACAGUGUCGCGCUGUGGUGGAGCGCCGUACCCCCUUUGUGCUUUGUUGUGGGGGGAAAGGUAUGGAGGAGGAUGAUGAUGAUGAUGAUGCCGCAGAUGAUGAUGUGGAUGAUGAUGAUGAUGAUGACAUUACAGGGAGCUCUAACUCUAUGGCAGGGGGAUCGCAGGAUCUUCUCCAGCCCAACAAUCUGGCACUAAGUUGGUCGAGCGGCAACAUCCCCGCCCUACAGCGGGACAAGGAUAACACCAACGUCAACGCGGACGUUCAGAAGCUCCAGCAGCAACUGCAGGACAUCAAGGAACAGACCAUGUGCCCCGUGUGUCUGGACCGGCUCAAGAACAUGAUCUUCAUGUGCGGCCACGGUACCUGCCAGCUGUGCGGCGACCGCAUGAGCGAGUGCCCCAUCUGCCGCAAGGCCAUCGAGCGCCGCAUCCUCCUCUAUUAGGCUCUCUGGCGUCAGACUACCCUCCAGCCACCCACCCACCCACGCCCGCGAACGCACCACCAGCCACAAAAGCGUAUCCCCUCACCAGGCUUACUCUGUUACAUAACAUGGAGACAUUUUUGAACGGAUAUCCUCAUUAUUCUGCCUUUUGGACCUCUUCAAGUUGAAAGGCACGUUUUGAAUCGCGCCCGGGGAAGGACGGCGUACGAGCGCAUGACUCUCGUUUGGUGUCAAGUGUUGCACCCCCCAGAAAAGCCACGUUUGAUCCCUAUUAUUAUGCAGGAAGAACCCUGCGUGGAUUUUGAGUCGUUUGCUUUGGCAACUUUCAUUUCAUGGUUCUAUGAGUAUUUUUUUUUAUAGGAGGAAGAGAACCCGGGCGGUUCUGAAACGGCAACGUGAGCGGUCAGCCUUCAGUUCUGUGAGGAGGACGCAGGUAGAAUGACACCUUGUUGACUAGACAUCCAAACAUUGAUUUGACACUUUGAUGCCAUUUGCUUCCAAAACACAAGUGGUCUAGGGAGGCUGUGGGGGGGCGGCAUAAGGUGCUCUUUGUGUUGUAUGAUUUUGAUGUAAGUAUGAAUUUCAGCUCCAAAAGUCAGCAUUUAAUGAAAUAGAGAACAAUCUAAUAGAACUCAUAGGUGAGACUGUAGAUAAAUUAUUUUGUAUUGCUGCCCAAAAAGAAAAAUAGGAUUUGUAGGUGUCACUGCCUUUCUAAUAUGUAGCCUCAAAUAUUUUUUUUUUUUUUGCAUCAGGCAUACUGACAUCUUUAUAUGUUCUUUCUUGAAAGUGGAGGGGAAUGCCAUUUUUCACUGUUUCUAGUGCAGUGGUUCUUAACCUGGGUUCCAUCAAACCCUUAGGGGUUCAGUGAGUCGGUCUCAGGGGUUCGGCAGCGCCUCCAUUGGGGUGGUCCGACCACCUGAUUUAUCGUGUAAAUUCGUGAUAAUGAAUAUCUGAACUUGUCUCGCAGAGGCGCACUGAUUUACUGACUGUAAUUUGUUGAGUUCAUGCAUUGUGAUCAUGCUCGGCUCAUUUUGUGCACCAGUAAAAAAACAUUCAUGUCUUGAAUUUGAAAAAAUAUAUAUAUUUUCUUUUCACUAAAGAGAAUGAAACUGGUGGGGUUGGGUACCUCCAACAAGGUUAAGAACCACUGUUCUAGUGUCUUCUCAUCAGCGUUUUAUCUUUAGCUGGAAACGGAUGAGUUUUGCCUUCAAUGACAAGGCGACGGCAAACAGACAAACAAGCAUCACUUUUUAUUUUCCUGUUUUUUCACUGAUGAUGCCAAACUAUGCUAGUUUUGUCUUAUGUUGUCUAAAAAGCCAAUUUUCUGUCGGAAACGUCUCGGUCGCAUCUCCUUGGGCAUGAAUGUUUGACAUAUGCAGUACGGCGUGUAUCAUGAAAAAUACUCCUUGGUCUGUAUGGCAAACAAGUGCUUUUAAAAAAAAAAAAAACACAUAGAUGAAAUAAAAAUCGCCAAUGAUGA
Molecule: messenger RNA, 5044 nt
Organism: Syngnathus typhle (broad-nosed pipefish)
Lineage: Eukaryota; Metazoa; Chordata; Actinopteri; Syngnathiformes; Syngnathidae
Gene: mib1
Product: MIB E3 ubiquitin protein ligase 1
Exons: 23
Coding region: 433-3564 (1043 amino acids)
Biological process (GO): protein ubiquitination
Cellular component (GO): cytoplasm
Molecular function (GO): zinc ion binding; ubiquitin-protein transferase activity; protein binding
Source: RefSeq, a predicted model, not a curated record